Messenger RNA from Euleptes europaea (tarantolino), 919 nucleotides. It is a transcript of the gene C1QL2, whose product is annotated as complement C1q like 2. The coding region runs from base 16 to 837 and encodes 273 amino acids. Gene Ontology annotation, molecular function: protein binding. NCBI's taxonomy places the organism in Eukaryota, Metazoa, Chordata, Lepidosauria, Squamata, Sphaerodactylidae. The record is from RefSeq and is a predicted model, not a curated record. The transcript has 2 exons.
GGGCUGGCGCUGGCCAUGGGGCUGGCGCUGCUCGUCGCCCUGCCCCUGCUGCUGCUGCAGGCGCCGCCGGGCGGGCGGGCCCACUACGAGAUGCUGGGCACCUGCCGCAUGAUCUGCGACCCCUACGGCCCCCCCGCCGGCAGCACCGCCGCCCUGGAAGCCCUGCAGGAGCUGGGCGCCGAGCCCCCCCCGCCGCCGCCCCCCUUCCUGCCCGGCCCCAAGGGCGAGGCGGGCCGGCCGGGCAAGCCGGGGCCCCGCGGCCCCCCGGGGGAGCCGGGCCCGCCGGGGCCCAGGGGCCCGCCGGGGGAGAGGGGCGAGGCGGGCCGGCCGGGGCCGGCGGGGCCGUCGGGGCCCGGCUCGGCGGCGGGGGGCUCGGGCGAGGGCAGCCCCCCGCCGCCGGGCGGCGAGGUGACGGGGGCCCUGAGCGCCGCCUUCAGCGGCCCCAAGAUCGCCUUCUACGUGGGCCUGAAGAGCCCCCACGAGGGCUACGAGGUGCUCAAGUUCGACGACGUGGUGACCAACCUGGGCAACCACUACAACCCCUCCUCCGGCAAGUUCACCUGCCAGGUGCGCGGCAUCUACUUCUUCACCUACCACAUCCUCAUGCGCGGCGGCGACGGCACCUCCAUGUGGGCCGACCUCUGCAGGAACGGGCAGGUGCGAGCAAGCGCCAUUGCUCAAGAUGCAGACCAGAAUUACGACUACGCCAGCAACAGUGUGGUGCUGCACCUGGACUUGGGGGAUGAGGUGUAUGUCAAACUGGACGGAGGCAAAGCCCACGGAGGCAACAACAAUAAGUACAGCACUUUCUCUGGCUUUCUUUUAUACCCCGAUUGACAAAAGCAAGCGUCCAAGGUGUGGGUCCAUCGCCUCGUUCUCCACCAUGCCUUUCCUGGGGUCUGCAGUCUCUUCAGGUCAC